AUGAGCGCGCCGCUCACCGACAAUGACAGCUCCGUCACGCUCGUCCCUUUCCUCGUUGCCCUCAGCGAUUACCAGAAGAAGGGGAUAGGCGUAGACAUGAUGUUGAAGACAGCGCUCAACAUUGCGCGUCUGUGUAUGCUUCACAGCAGUGACGCGCAGGAUAAGAAAAAAUACUUUCAUAUAGCUGACCGUAUGGUUGAGUGCCGAAUGCUUUGCAACUUUGGCCGCCCGGCAAUGACGCUCAGGCAAGGACUGAAGAUGUUCGCCAUGAAGGAUCGAAUGGAGUUCUGGCACUGGGUGUUCACCUGUCUCUCCUUCUUCUUUCGAGUCCCAGAGCAGCUGAGCGGCGAUCUCAACUACCUACAGAAGGUCGCCUUCCACAACUGGAGCCGCGAGUUGUUUUCAUUUUUCUACCGCUUUUUCAAGUCCCUCUCUCUGUCAUGCUCUCUGAUGAUGGAGCUCACUCAUCGCUCUGCGCUGCAACAGGCGCUGCGUGACGCCGCAACCCCGCAGCAGCGCUUGCACGCCAGCCUGAACAUGAGAGUGUCGAACGCGCUGAUUGUGCGGUCUCUGUGCGAUAUGUACGUGUACUUCAAGUGGAUACCGAGCUACCACCCGGUCAAGACCCUCGAGUACUUGUGCGGCUUCGUGUCUGGCAUCGUUGGUAUGUGGCUUGUGUGGAAGGACACACGGUAUGUUGUGUCGCCGGUUCCUGUGCUGGUGACUGAGCCCACGAGCAAGUUCCCCGGCAAAGACGCACUGAAGCGCGCCGUGUGCGUGCUGGGCAACCAAGGGGACGAUAGCGAGGGUGGCGGCAGUAGCGAUGAGGAUGGGUGA
This is a messenger RNA of Leishmania braziliensis MHOM/BR/75/M2904, 837 nucleotides long. RefSeq lists its product as hypothetical. Lineage: Eukaryota; Euglenozoa; Kinetoplastea; Trypanosomatida; Trypanosomatidae. The record is from RefSeq and is a predicted model, not a curated record. Bases 1 to 837 code for a protein of 278 amino acids. The transcript has a single exon.